Aureococcus anophagefferens is the source of this 1113-nucleotide messenger RNA. RefSeq lists its product as hypothetical. The record is from RefSeq and is a predicted model, not a curated record. The transcript has a single exon. The coding region runs from base 1 to 1113 and encodes 370 amino acids. Lineage: Eukaryota; Pelagophyceae; Pelagomonadales; Pelagomonadaceae.
AUGUCGUGGGACUGCGCCCUCUGCGCGAGAAGCUGCGGCGCGUCGCGGAAGCGGUGCUCGAGAUGCAAAACCACAAUUUAUUGCAGCGUCGAGUGCCAGCGGCGGCACUGGAGCGUGCACAAGGUCGUCUGCCAAGCCCGGGCCGUCGCGCCGGCACCGGCGCCGCCGCGCGCGGCGCCGACGCCCGCGCGCAUCGAGGCGCCGCCGCGCGCGGCGAUCCUGGGCGUCGCGCGCGACUGCGCGCGAUUCCUCGGCCCGUCGCUGCGCGCGCUCGAGCGCGUCGCGGAGAAGCUCUUCGACGGCGCCGCGGCCUGGAUCGUCGUCGAGAACGACUCCGUCGACGACACGGGCGCCAUCCUCGAGCGCUUCGCGGCGGAGCGGCCGCACCGCCGCGAGGCGCUGCGCGCGACGGGCCUCGACAAAACGUUCCCGCGGCGCACGGAGCGCAUCGCGCGCGCGCGGAACCUCGCCCUGGAGCGCCUCGAGGCCCGGGGCUGGCUGGAGGGCCUCGACUACGUCGUCGUCGCGGACCUCGACGACGUCAACGCGGAUAUCGACGUCGCCGGCGCGGCCGCGGCGCUCUGGCACCUCGAGGUCGGCGGCGCGGACGUCGCGACGGCGAACCAGCCCCGGACCUACUACGAUUUGUGGGCGCUCCGCACGGAGGCCUUCGACGUCAACUCCUGGGUCCUCGCGCACCGGCGGAGGGUCGUCGACGAGGGCCUCGCGGCCUUCUUCCCCGUCGCGCGGCCCUUCCCCGCGGGCUACGACCUCCGGCGGGACGACGUCAUCCGCGACGAGGUCCGGUUCUCGACGCGCGCGCCGCCCGUGCCCGUGCUGUCGGCCUUCGGGGGCCUCGCCAUCUACCGCGCGGCGAAGCUCAAGGACCGGCGCGACGCCGCGAAGCUCGCGCCGGCGCGCUACGACGGCGCGGACGCGGCCAUGGCGCCGCCGGCGUGCCACCCGCUCUGGUCCGGCCAGGACUGCGAGCACGUCGCGUUCCACGCCGCGCUCCGGGCCUACCACGGCGGCGCGCUCGCGGUCUGCGUCCACCCGCGGCUCCUCAACUGCCCGGGCCAGGCCGCGCGCGACCCACACCUCCUUAGAGCGUGA